CCUGUACGUCGACUGCAACGCGAUCGACGGCAAGAAAAUAUUCUGAAAUGGCGACGGAUUGAGGCAGAAGUGAUUACUUGAUUAUUUUUCUCUCGGGCCUUUCGAUUAUUGUGACGGAUUUCGCGUUCCAAGAGAACGAUAUCCGUGUAUGAUUGUGUGCUAAAUCGAUCAGCAAAUUUUUAUUAAAUUUUACUCAAGCUUGAAAAAGACCGAAACUUCCGGGUGUGAAGUUUUGUGCGCGUCGUACAGAUGGACCGUAAUAUGUCCAGCGUCGGUCGCCUAACCAGACGGAGUCCGUCACCAUCCCGUGGCGGACCCAAGUUACGCAUGGACCGUAAGCCCAACCAUGUCCGGAUUAAUGAUCCCAGCCAUCCGGCCGGUAAGCGUAAGGAGAUCGACAACGUUAUGCGGAAGGCUCGUGCCUUUCCUAACGAAACCUGGGACAAAAAACUGCUCGAGGUCGAAGAGAAAGAUCCAAACCGUUGGCGCCAUACCGGAUUCAAGAAAAUGUACAUCGAAGAUGAUCCUAGCAGCUCGGACAGUGAACGUGCAGUGGGCCGUUACGGGAACGGCCCACCACCCUCACGACGCAGCCGUAGCCGAUCACCGAGAUCGCCUCCGCCUCGGCAUCGCCGCAGUCCAUCCCCUCCGGUGCGAAAACGUCGUCUGAUUCCGGUAUCUCCGUCACCACCGCCGAUGAUGCGGCGGCGACCUGUAUCACUUACGCCACCACCACCGCCACCUCCACCGGAACCGGUUAUGAAACGAAGACCCCGUUCGCCACCACCCCGGAUGAUGCGUCGCCUAUCGCCACUGGAGUUUCACCGCAAGUCGCCGAUCUCAGUGCCUGUUUCGCCCCGUCGUGCUCCCACCCGACGCAUGUCUCCGGGUCCGCCGGUACGGCAGAGAGUUAAACGACCACCGUCGCCACCACCCAAGAUGAGCCAAUCUCCGUCAAUGUCCAGCUGCUCGGAUGAAUCUUGUUCUGCAUGCUCCGCCGAUGACCGCCAUCGCCGUCCUGUUCGCCGUUCUCGUUCGAUAUCCGGUCCGCGUUCGCGUCAUCGCGGUGCCACGCCGCCUAUGGCACAUGUUCCGAAAAGCCGCCGCGAAGUUCCGGGACUUCGUCCGAUGAGUCCGCCGCCGACGGAUCCGCGCCGUAAGGAACCGAUGCCGAAGGUUCAUCGCAUCGAUAAGGAUCCUCGAGAUCGUCCAUCGCGGCCCAUUCCUCCGCCACCGCCCGUCGAACGGAUCCGGCAUCCGCAAACGCCCGACUCGGAGAAAGCUCCGUCACCGAAACCGAUGCGAGUCUCGAAGCACAAGCCCAUCCAGGAGAACUUUCGCCCGGUUAAGAUGCGUCAGCCGAAACCAUCGUCAAUGGAAAUGGUAUCGUCUACUUCCAGUAAGAAGCACAAGCAAAAAAAUGUAGUGAAGGUUCGAACACGUGUUAAGGUCGAAGGAGAGCCGAAACAGCGUCGUCCGCGUUCGCCAUCAUCCGGUUCCGAGGAAUCAUCUAGUAGUGAAAGUUCGUUACCACGGUUUACUGCCACCACACGACUAUCGCUUUCGGAACGCUUCGGUAAAAUGGCUCAGUGGAGCGUCGAUCGAAGCAAUAUGGAAAAUAUGCGAAUUACGAAAAACAGCUCCGGUGGCGAUUUGAAGGUAAUGAUCGAGGAAGAGUUGGAAGCACCGCCACCGGUUCGAUAUACUUACUCGCCGGCUCCGGCUGGGCACUUCCCGGAGGAGCUGAUGACCACCGGGCCGACGGGUCUUUCCUCAUGGGAUGAUGUUCGGGUGCGGUACGAGUAUUACAAGGGUCGUGGCUAUCUUAGAGAUUUGGAUCUGCAGGACUACAUCAAAUGGGAGGAGUGGUGGUACAAGUACCAGGAAUGGUUAAAACAGGAACGCUACUAUGAACUGUGGGAACGGUCACAGAUGAAUCGUCGCCGCAAGAAAGUACCGAUCUCGCAGCGGCUUAAUUGAGCGUUUUAAUCCGUCACCGUGGCCGAUUCUCUAACAUUUGAAUUUAAUGUAACGGCACAAGUCCGCCCUGGAAAUGCAUCUUUCGAGGGCGAGCUUUCAUAUUUUAGAGUAAAAAUAAACACCCCCCCCCCUUAUUUAUGUAUAAAUGUUCUCAAUGUGCAUUAUGGAGGCAAUAGAAGGAACAGCUGUAAGAGGAUCGCUAGAUGCACCGCGCAGAAGAUCUAAAAUAGAAACAGAAACGACCUGUUGUAGUAGCCUUUAGUAUUAAUACAGUUUAUUAAAGUGUAUUUUAUUUUUUAUUUCUAGGACUCCACAAAAUAUCUGUAAAGAAUCAGUAAAUAAACAGGAUUACUGAAUCA
This is a messenger RNA of Topomyia yanbarensis, 2339 nucleotides long. RefSeq names its product serine/arginine repetitive matrix protein 1-like. Lineage: Eukaryota; Metazoa; Arthropoda; Insecta; Diptera; Culicidae. The transcript is spliced from 8 exons. The record is from RefSeq and is a predicted model, not a curated record. The coding region runs from base 250 to 1980 and encodes 576 amino acids.